This is a messenger RNA of Cornus florida, 555 nucleotides long. RefSeq lists its product as uncharacterized. The record is from RefSeq and is a predicted model, not a curated record. The coding region runs from base 1 to 555 and encodes 184 amino acids. The transcript has a single exon. NCBI's taxonomy places the organism in Eukaryota, Viridiplantae, Streptophyta, Magnoliopsida, Cornales, Cornaceae.
AUGGAAAAAUGUCUCAAGUUGAUCUCUAGAUUUAUGAAGUUGAUGCCUACAAUGUUUGAGGGUGGUCCAGACCCGAUGGUAGUGGAAGAUUGGUUUGAUCAGGUGAAGAAGUAUUUGUUAACUAUAGGUGUGUCGAAUAAUCACUUGAAGAUUAUCUUGGCCACUUAUAAUUUCUUUAAGGAUGCGAUGCUAUGGUGGAAGUCGGUUACUAACCGACAUGAUGUUGAGACUAUGGAUUGGGAUACCUACAAGGAGUUGUUCUAUGAUAAGUAUUUUCCUAUAAUAGAAAGAUGGGAGUUACAGAGGGAGUUUGAUCUCCUUAUUCAGGGCACUAUGACUGUGACAGAGUACGAGAACAAGUUCACCUUUCUUUCUCGUUUUACUCCCAACUUAGUAAGAGAUGAGGCAAAUAUGAUUCAAAAGUUUGUCUUUGGCCUUCAUUAUAGUAUAAGGCCAGCAUUGACAGCCCAAAACCUUAAAGUGUAUAUAGAGGCAAUAGAGAGAGCCUUGAUGAUAGAGGCGGAAGCAAAAGACAGGAAUAUGAAUAGGGAAUAG